Molecule: messenger RNA, 8234 nt
Organism: Monodelphis domestica (gray short-tailed opossum)
Lineage: Eukaryota; Metazoa; Chordata; Mammalia; Didelphimorphia; Didelphidae
Gene: SLC6A2
Product: solute carrier family 6 member 2
Biological process (GO): amino acid transport; dopamine uptake involved in synaptic transmission; sodium ion transmembrane transport
Cellular component (GO): plasma membrane; presynaptic membrane; axon
Molecular function (GO): dopamine:sodium symporter activity; norepinephrine:sodium symporter activity; neurotransmitter:sodium symporter activity
Source: RefSeq, a predicted model, not a curated record
GGGCCAGAGCUAACCAGCCAGAGCUCGCGACUCCACCUGACUCUUGCAGCCCUCAAGGGGAGCUGGUCACUGGGGGCUGGAAACACAGGAGAAGGUACCCCACGCCGGGCAAGGCAUCGUCCCAAGAAGCCACCGCCCGCCCCGGCUGGGGCUGGAAUUCGAACCCCACUCGCCCAGUCUGAUCUUGGUCGCCUCCAUGCUCCUGGCCCGGAUGAAUCCGCAGGUGCAGCCAGAGCGCAGCGGGGCUGGCCAGGGGACGGGACUGCUGGGCCCCCAGCAGCCCCAGCAGCAAUCCCAGCCGCCGCCGCCUCUGCAACCCACUCGGAAAGCUGUGGAGCUGGUGUUGGUGAAGGAGCAGAACGGGGUUCAGUGCGUCCUUGCGCCUCGAGGUGGGGAAUCCCAGCCUCGGGAGACCUGGGGCAAGAAGAUCGACUUCCUCCUAUCUGUGAUCGGUUUCGCUGUGGACUUGGCCAACGUUUGGCGUUUUCCCUACCUCUGCUACAAGAAUGGUGGCGGGGCUUUCCUGAUUCCCUACACUCUGUUCCUCAUUAUUGCUGGGAUGCCUUUGUUCUACAUGGAGUUAGCUUUGGGCCAGUAUAACCGGGAAGGAGCUGCUACUGUGUGGAAAAUCUGCCCAUUUUUCAAAGGUGUUGGCUAUGCUGUUAUCCUAAUUGCACUCUACGUGGGCUUCUACUACAAUGUCAUCAUUGCAUGGUCUCUCUAUUACCUGUUCUCUUCAUUCACCCUUAAUCUUCCCUGGACCAACUGUGGCCACCCUUGGAAUAGCCCAAACUGUACAGACUCCAAGUUCCUCAAUGGAUCCGUGUUAGGUAAUGGAACCAAAUACUCCAAGUACAAGCACACACCAGCAGCUGAAUUCUAUGAGCGUGGUGUGCUCCACCUUCAUGAAAGCAAUGGAAUCCAUGACAUUGGUAUGCCCCAGUGGCAGCUCUCUCUGUGCCUGAUGGUUGUUGUCGUCAUCCUCUUUUUCAGCUUAUGGAAAGGAGUGAAGACAUCUGGAAAGGUUGUUUGGAUCACAGCCACUUUGCCCUAUCUUGUACUUUUCGUGUUGCUGAUUCAUGGAAUCACCCUGCCUGGUGCAUACAAUGGAAUCACUGCCUACCUGCACAUAGAUUUCAGAAGACUGAAGGAAGCCACGGUAUGGAUUGAUGCAGCCACUCAGAUAUUCUACUCAUUAGGAGCUGGAUUUGGAGUUUUAAUUGCGUUUGCCAGUUACAACAAGUUUGACAACAACUGUUACAGGGAUGCUCUGCUAACUAGCACUAUCAACUGUGUCACAAGUUUCAUCUCUGGGUUUGCCAUUUUCUCCAUAUUGGGCUACAUGGCUCAUGAACACAAGGUCAAGAUUGAAGAUGUGGCAACAGAAGGUGCUGGCUUGGUUUUCAUCCUUUAUCCAGAAGCCAUCUCCACCUUGUCAGGUUCCACUUUUUGGGCCAUUGUUUUCUUCAUAAUGCUGUUGGCUCUGGGUAUUGAUAGCUCGAUGGGAGGCAUGGAGGCUGUCAUCACUGGCCUUGCAGAUGACUUCCAGAUCCUAAAGCGUCACAGGAAGCUUUUCACAUUUGCUGUCACCUUUGGCACCUUCCUGAUGGCUCUGUUUUGUAUCACUAAGGGUGGAAUAUAUGUGCUGACAUUACUAGAUACAUUUGCUGCUGGAACUUCCAUCUUGUUUGCUGUUUUAAUGGAAGCCAUUGGUGUUUCAUGGUUCUAUGGUGUGGACAGAUUCAGCAAUGAUAUUCAGCAGAUGAUGGGGUUCAAACCAGGACUUUACUGGAGGCUCUGCUGGAAAUUUGUGAGCCCAGCCUUCCUAUUGUUUGUGGUGGUUGUCAGCAUCAUCAACUUCAAGCCCCUCACCUAUGAUGAUUACGUUUUCCCUUUGUGGGCCAACUGUGUGGGCUGGGGCAUUGCCCUCUCCUCCAUGUUAUUAGUGCCUGCCUACAUUAUCUACAAAUUCCUGAGUUUGAGGGGUUCCUUAAGAGAGAGACUGGCUUACUGUAUUACUCCGGAAAAUGAGCACCACCUUGUGGCACAAAGGAAUGUCAGGCAGUUCAAGCUCCAGCACUGGCUAGCAAUCUGACUGCACUCACCUGAGGAGGAACCCUAUCUUCUGUAACACAUUCAAAUGGAAUUAAUGACAAUGUCAAAGAUGAAGCCCUCUUGAUUGUAUUUUACCAGUCACUCUUGAGGUGACCCAUCGAUUCUGUUAAGGGGAAAGAAUUUUCCUUUAAGAUUUAUUUUCCUCCACUUACUUGCAAAUUAAUUUGGUGAAUCUAGUCUUUAGUUUCCUUUGAGCCACUGGUUUUAUGGAUUGCUUGCUGAAAUAGAUUUGGUAAGGUUUAGGGGAGACAUGAGUUGUGAAGGGAAUGAGGCAUGUCUCUUCACUCAAAAGCCUCUAUUACUUGGAAAAAGUUAAGACAAGAUAAUGUCUGUGGUUAAUGCUGGUAAACUCUUGUUUAAUCAGUUUAUUACCACAAGCAGGGUCAGUAAUGGGAGAAACACAUUUAGAUGCCUGCUGCUAUCCCCAAUGUUGUACUGGGCUGAAUUCUACAUCCUUCUAAAUUAUAUGGUAUGAAUUGACAUGUUGUUAUUCUCAAUUCUUCCCCUGCCUGAUACUUUUGUUUUACAAAGAAGGAGAAUGGGAGAGCUGGGUCAUUUCUGUUCCAUUUAAUUUGUAAUAAGAUGGAUAGGUUUGGAAUCAUAACUUAGAGAGCCACAGAUAAUGCUAUAAGUUAUUCUCUGAUGUGUAUGAUUUUUAGUAAUAGAAAGUACUUUUCUAAAAUUGAUAAUUCAGAGAGUUUUAUGUAUCAUGUGAGAUAAAUUCACUUGCCUUGUUCAGUUGGCAUUAAUGCUUCAGUGGAUCAUCACUGUGGGUGCUCUUUCCUCUGGUGCAGAUUGCAACCCUUCCACACACUUUCUUAUCCUGGAGGAUUCUUGCCUAUAUAUUUCCAUCAAUUGUGCAUAGGGAUAUUGGAGAUAUUCCUCUGGGUUGAUAUUUCAUGAAAAUUGGUGCAGCACUUGGAGACUUCCAGCUUCUUAAUCAUGAUAGACAAAUCUUAUUCUAUCAUGUUUUCUGCUAUUUCUGCCAAAAAGAAAAUUUCUCAGUUCAUAACUGCAUAGGUAAUUCUUUCAAAUGAUAGGUAUAGACCUAUCCAGAAAAAAUCCAGAUCCAGAUUGAUCCAGAAAAAGCAGACCCCCAACUUUUUUGUGAUAUUCAAUGAGGCCUCUUUUUUCCCCCUCUUAAUCAAAUAAAUAGAGCUCUUGAAUUCUGUGUUAGUUCAAAGGAACAACGUCCUGCGUAAUCUAAAAUCAAUUCCCAUUUGUUCAUGGGAUGACUAGAUGACUUAUUGUUGUCAUUUUUCAACAACUCUACUGUCAUAGUUUGUUGUCAUUCAGGCUGCUUUUGAUGGAAUUUUGGAUUACCUGUGGCUGGUGAGAGGAUGAACUAGGAGUUUGGUAAAAGGACAAAGAAUAGCUGCUCUGGAUUAAAGAUACCUCAUUGUAAGCUAACAAGUAGAUCUUCCAUGAUCAAGUAGAUCAUUGAAAACUGUAUCUGGUGAAAGCCAAUCUUGUGGAGAUUCAUGGAUAAGGUGCCCCAAGGAAGUGAAUUGUGCUGUUUUUAUUCUUUUCAGCAGCAAAGCAGGAAAGCUUAUUUAUAGUUUUCAGAGCAUCAGUCCUUGGGAUUGACCUAGUUGAUUUUGAUAUUUCUCCUAGGGGAAUUGAAAAGAAGGCCAGAACUAUGCAGUUGACUAUUUUCUCAGCUUGAGACUUAGCUUCUUUGCCUAGUGCCAAAGUACUGCUUGCCAGUUGAUCGUAUUUAUUUGUUUUUAACUUAAAUCUCUACAGGAUCCAGAUGUAAUCUACUCUGGGUUAUAGUAAGUGUUUCCAUUUUUGGGAUUCUCACCCCAGAGGUCUCCCCAUGAUGUUUCAUUAGUGAAGAUAAGAUAGUCUGGCCACUUUUCAAAAGUUAGCAGGGAGAGUAUAUGUAGUGGGAAUUUACAUUAAAUAAAAAUAUAAUUAUUCACAUUUCUAUAGGACUUUAAGAUUUAUAAAUCACUUCCCUCAUGACAACUUUAUUAGGACAACAGUGCCAUUAUCUUCAUUUUCUUUUCACAGAUGAGGAAAGUGAGGGUCAGAGAGAUACAAUGAUUUGCCUAAGUUCACAUAGCUAACAAGAGUCAGUGUUAGGAUUCCAAUUCAUGCCUUCCAACUCCUAAGUUAACAUGCUUUCCACUGUACAACAUUGCUUCUCAAAAAUGAGUCAACAAGAAAUUAACUAGCUGACCUAAAAGUUGUAUUAAUUUAGGUCAGGGCCAGGCCAGAAAAUAUUUUAAUUGGAUGUCCCAGUUCAAUAAUUUUAGAUAAUGUCAGCUCAAACUGGUUCAUUCUUACUUUAAAAAAACACUCCCUGAAUUUGGUUUGGAGAUUGACCCAAUUAGUGCUGUAGUGCUGAUUCUUUCUAAUUGCUGGUUCAUAGCUCAGCUCAAUUGUAGUCCAAAUGAGAAUAAGAACUUGGGUUCUCAUUGCCAUGCUACUGUUGCUGCUACAUGGCCUUAGGGAAGUCAUUUAACUUCAGAGACAAGUGUGCUUCACAGACUAAAACCAUAGAGGGUAGAUGAGAUACUGCUUGUGUCUAAACUGAUUGAAGAUGCAUUGUACAAAAAACAACCAUCUCUCUAUUCCCUUACCCACUUCUAGAAAUGUUUUUGGAAUGUUUUUGGAAGGGCAGUGAGGGCAGGAGGAUAUAGGGUUAAAGGGAGACUUCCUAGAACUUCUUAAUUUGGUUCCAUUUAGGAGUCAAUUAAUGCACUUCAAGAUGGGCCUCCAAGAAUUAAAAAAUGAGUUCUGUGAAGGGCAGGUUAAGGAAUUAGAGUUAUAUUACCUCUCCACUAUCUUUAAGACAUUAAAUACUCUUUGUCUAUAGAAAACCCAACAAAAGGGAAAUAAUUUAGAUGAAAGCAGAUGUGAUUGGUUGGGCAAAAGGAUAAAUUUCUUGAAUGUUAAGGAGAUAAAAUUCUAGAAUGGUCAAGGAGGGAUUAUGUGAACUACUCAUCCCCUAAAAGCUUCAAUCAGAAGUCAAAUGACCCAAGUGGUUUACAUUCUUGCUGCAAUGGUUCUUACUUCCUUGAUGUCCUUCUACCUGGAGUUUGGACUCUUUUCCCCCUAAGUCUUGCCCCAAAUUUUAGGUUGAUCGAAGUACACAAAUUUGCCAACUCUCCCCAAGGGCAAUGCAGUGUUAGGCAGGGGCACAGGAGAAACAUGGAGAAAUAGUGCUUUAGGGAAAUCCAAAGGCCUGAAAUAUAACUUUUAGUUUUCUACAUAGCAGACCCACAGAGUAAUCACUCUCAUCUUUGUGCUGCAUUGUGACUUCCCAUUACAAAAAAGUAGACACUAAUACCAAAACUGUAAAAUGCUCUCCCAAGCAGUUAAAUUGCUAUAAGUGGGAGCCUAGACAACUCUGAACCCAAAUGAUAAUUAUGGCAAAGGAUAUGGUGUUCAUAUAGGGAAAUGACCAAAUUUCUAGGUUUUGAUAAUUUGUUGUUUUAAACUUUGCUCUUCCCCCUCAAGACAUGUAUUAAAGAACACAAAAUACACAGCCUUUGUUUCAAAAUGCAAAAAUAUGAUUUCCUAGCCUGGGUCAUGGUCACAUUAGUGUAAUGGACAGGUUUUCACAAUUCCCUUGUUUUUUUUUCUUUUUCAUCCAGCUUAAAGGGUGGAAAAUUGGUUCAUUCACUUAAUACACAGGUCUGCAUCAAGAAUACUAUCAUAUCUUGUUAUCUGGUAGGGAAAACCUAGACCUAAGAGUGUAAGGACUGCUUUCUUAGGUGAGUCCUGAGGGCUAUCAAUCCCAGGUUUCUCUCUUGAUAGAAGAAUCAAUAAAGGUUUUUAGAGGAAAUCACAUAGCAUUGUCUAGAGGUUCUGAAUAUAUUUCCCAAAUAAUCGAUUAUAGAACUAUCAUUUCUGGUGCCUCAAUUAAUAUGACUUAAUUAUACUGCCUCUUCAUGGAAGUAGCUUGAAUUUCUGAGGUAGAGUUUUUCAACCACAAAAUAAAAUUCACAGGAUAUUCUUAAAAGACAGGAGUAGAAGCAAAGAGGGAUUAUUUAUUUUCUCCAAUUCUUGUUGGUAGAUUACAAAGAUGGCUCAAAGAACCAUCAGAGUUUAGCUAAGACUUGGAAAUCCAUAGGUAUAGUUAAAGACUAGGGCAGACUGUAUCACUGGGAACCAAUAACUCUAGUAUGUGAUACUAUUAUGGGAGCUGGUUAGUAAAGAUUUGUAACUAAAAUGCAAAAUUACCAUAACUUUCAGAAUACCAUUUGCUUCUUCCUCUCUCAUCUGGUUAGUAGUAUGGAAAACUAGAGUUUUGAUUCAAAAACUGCUGUAUUCAAAUGGACAAUAUAUAUUACUUGGCAAAAAAAGACAAAAGAAAGUGGUGGAAUGGAAGAGGAAUGAAGGCAUCAUUUAUUUUCUUCUAGUUGAUUGCCAAAGGGAAAAUUAUUCAGCUGCUGUGUGUUGAUUACAAUAAUCACUCUUUGGAGCAGUAGGGCAUGAAAAAGAAAGGACAUAUGGAAAAAUUGGUGAGAACAAAGCCUCAGUGGAUUAUAAUGUUAGAUAAGGGAGGUGGGCAAAUUGGUCCAAAGAAAACCUUUUCUUUUUCUGUAGCUAUCAGUGAUUCUUUGGUUUCUAAACAGUUUAAAAAGGAAAAGAAGAAUGGUGCUAGCUCAAAAGUUUCAAGUUGCUAAGUCAUUUCUCCACAAUGAAAUUUUUAGGGGUAGAUCCCUCCCUGUGAGGUGACUUGUUUCUCUACCAUAAAUAGAUGAGUACUCUCUCUAUGGCCAAUGGAUAUCAUGCCACAUUAGUGAACCUGAGAUUACUGAUGAGACUCCACAUUGUCAUUGGGUUUGCCUUACACUUAGAAGUUUUGUAAGAAGGGGUUCCUUUGUUUACAUAAGUAAUAUUCCACUUCAUUUUUACUGCUUUUUUUAUAGUAAAGGUUCCCUGUAACAUGGGUACCUCUGUGAACUGUAUAUUACUCUUUUGAUAGUUUUAUGUCCCCUCCCCCUUUGUCUAUUUUUUGUAAAGGGAAAAUACUUUUAAUAUCAGAAAAUUAGCUAGGCCAUCACUUGGUCUCACAGAGGCCAUAUCUACACAAGGAAUCUAUUGAAUGACCUAUAAGCCUGCAGAUAAUAACAAAAUAAAUGGUCAAGAAGAAUGGAGUAUUGCUAUCUACAGCCAGAUAUGCCAUAUUCCAUAGUCUCCACUGAUGCCUUAAUCGCUCAAAGAGACCUCCUCCUGGCUUCUGGGCUUUCUCUUCUCAAGCAAUCCAAGUAUGCAUCUAGCCUGAGUGAUGAGGAACUCAAGAAAUAUACCAAAGAGAUUAUUUCAUAGGAAAGAAGUCAUAAAGAGAUCAGUAGUUUUAGACAACUUUUAGGAAAAGUGGCAUGCUUCAUGCUAAAUUCAAGAUAGAGGUAACUUGUUUAUUGCGCUAAUGAUCUCUAAAGUGAUUAUAAACAUAUUGAUCAAAGAGAUUUGAUUUCUUUAUAUUGCAUUCAUGACUUAGAUCCACCAAUGUAGCAGUUUCCUUUUUCAAUUGCUUAAUGAGAGAAAGUAAAAUUGAAUGAAAGAAAGAAGAAAAAGAAUUCAACUAACCCCUCGUUUCAGUUUUUCUUUUUGUUGAGGAAUCUGAGGGUAACAUAUCUACAUAUGAAUGUAAGUAAUGGGAUUGAUCCUGUUCCUUACAAAUCUAGGUGUAUGUGAUGUAUACUGUUGUUGUAUGUGCUCAAGAUGUUGAAAGCUCUGGUGAAUGUAGUCUCUUCUGAGAUGUCUGCCUCCCUUCCUCCAUAUAUGUGCUUUAAUGUAAAUAAAGACUGUUUCAAGUGAUUUCCUCUAUACUGUCUGAAUUACUAUGUCUGGUCUAGAUCUAUUUUACAACUUGUUCUCCAUCAAAGAAAUGGAGAUAGAACAAUAAACAAUAUCUUCUAUGCCAUCUAAGCAUUUUUCUUCUUUUAUGAUUGUUCUUCAGUUGUUCCUAACUGUUUUAGUUAAAAUAAUUUUAUUAAUAUCUUUGGUCUUAAUGUCACUUACAUUUCCCAAUGUAUUCUUGCCUCCUCUUCCAGAGAGCUAUUCAUUUUAAUGAAAGAGAGAGAGAAAGAGAGAGAGAGAGAGAGAGAGAGAGAGAGAGAGAGAGAGAGAGAGAGAGAGAGAGAGAGAGAGAGAAUAAA